Messenger RNA from Tachysurus vachellii, 2600 nucleotides. It is a transcript of the gene ip6k2a, whose product is annotated as inositol hexakisphosphate kinase 2a. Gene Ontology annotation, cellular component: nucleus; cytoplasm. The record is from RefSeq and is a predicted model, not a curated record. The coding region runs from base 382 to 1746 and encodes 454 amino acids. NCBI's taxonomy places the organism in Eukaryota, Metazoa, Chordata, Actinopteri, Siluriformes, Bagridae. Gene Ontology annotation, molecular function: inositol hexakisphosphate kinase activity. Gene Ontology annotation, biological process: phosphatidylinositol phosphate biosynthetic process; inositol phosphate biosynthetic process. The transcript has 5 exons.
GUCAUACUGACGGCAGUGAGCUUCGUGAGCAGCCAGAAGACGCUUAGAGCGUUCGGUUAUAACGUGUUAUUAAACAAAUGACGUUUAUGAAAGAGGAAAAGGAAAGAAAAAAAAACAAAGAAAAGAAUUAAAAAAGGCUUCCUAGUUGUGUAAAUGGUACAACGAUUAAGAAAGCUUUCCGUUUUAUUUGGGUCUGUCUUGUGUUGCUCCUUCCUGUUGUUUAGACCGACAGCGCGAGACGAACCGACAGACAGACAGACAGCCGCUCGAGCUCCUUUCUUCCUCUCUCUGCCUCUCUCUGUGUGUAUUUCGUCCUCUUAUCUCCGAUUGUCGUGUCCACGGGUCUGAACGCGUGACGCGGAGCCUUAAUGCCCGCGGAGGAUGAGCCCAGCCAUCGAGGGGAUGGAGCCAGAGCAGCCGAUGGCUUUAGGGAAGGGGGUUCUCCUUGAGCCCUUCGUUCACCAGGUGGGAGGCCACUCGUGUGUGUUGCGCUUCGGCGAGCAGACCAUCUGCAAGCCGCUAAUCCCGCGGGAGCACCAGUUCUACAAGAGCCUCCCGGCGUCCAUGCGCAAGUUCACACCGCAGUACCGAGGGGUUGUGUCUGUGAGCUUCGAGGAGGAUGAGGAAGGUAAUCUGUGCCUCAUUGCCUACCCGCUGCACAGCGACCUGGGUGGUCUGGAGAAUGUGGACCCCUCGUCUGACCUGGAACCUAAGAAUAAGAUUAAGUGGUCUAAUAAAAUGUUGCUGGACAAUGAAGGCUACGGCAAGGAAAGGGCCAGACAUUCACGCAAGGACAAAGACAAGAGUCUGAAGCGUGAGGAGGAGCUGGAGUGGUUCCAGCAAGCUGAGGUGCUCUACUACAGCCUGGAGAGGAGUAACGCUGCUGCACCGCAGCUGAAGCACAACCCCUGGAGCCUCAAGUGCCAUCAGCAACACCUGCAAAGGAUGAAAGAGAACGCCAAGCACCGCAACCAGUACAAGUUUAUCCUAUUGGAGAACCUGACAUGGCGUCACACAAUGCCAUGUGUUUUGGAUCUGAAGAUGGGCACACGGCAGCAUGGAGACGAUGCUUCUGAGGAAAAGAAAGCCAUGCAGAUCCGCAAAUGUCAGCAGAGUACAUCGGCCAGCAUCGGGGUCCGGCUCUGUGGCAUGCAGGUCUACCAGUCGAACUCCGGUCAGCUCAUGUUCAUGAACAAGUACCACGGACGUAAGCUGACGCUGGUUGGUUUUAAGGAGGCUCUGUUCCAGUUUUUCCAUGACGGACGGAGGUUGCGGCGUGAGCUUCUCUCCCCUGUGCUCCGGCGCCUGAGAGAUAUGCAGGCCGCCCUGGAAGCAUGUGAGAGCUACCGCUUCUACUCCAGCUCGCUCCUCAUAAUCUACGAUGGAGACCCACCUUGUUCACGGCGCUCUACGGAGGAUCGCCUCUCUGAUGAAGAAGGAGGAGAAGAAGAAGAUGAGGAGGAGGAAGAUGAGGAGGAAGAGGAGGAGCAAGGCGCAUUUGGGUUUCCUCACAGCACCGGAGGAGCAAGUGGGAGCAGCAAUGGUGGUGCUAGCAGUAGUGUUAAAAGCCAUAGUGGGAACUCCAGGUCUGUGGUGGAUGUUCGAAUGAUUGAUUUCGCCCACACCACGUGCCGGCACUAUGGGGAGGACAGUGUAGUGCAUGAGGGGCAGGACACAGGAUACAUCUUUGGCUUACAGAACCUAAUAACCAUCAUCUCCCAGUUAGAGGAACACAGUGCCGAUUGAACUAGGCAUUUUGCUUGCAAUAUUGAAACUCAAGAAUAUACAAUGAAACUGCAGAUUGUGAGAUUGAAACAGUUGGAGUUUGCCAGUGUCAGUCUCUCUGUCAGAUACCAUUCUCUUGUUUUGAUUCUCACCUUUCUUUCCUGAUUUCUUUUUUCUCUCCGUCCAGCACCUAUACAAGGGCGUUAAUGAAGCUGCAAGAUUUAGCAAGAGUUUUUGUGUCUAAUUUUAGUGUUUUUCUAGAGUUUUUCUUUUUUCCUGUUUAUAAACGAUUAAAAAGGGGUUUAAAAGUGAGAAGACGAGGGGGACAUGACAUGACAAUGGUUUGUUUACUUGACUUUGUGACUGAUAGCUUUUCUCACAUCUCCCCCACACCCCUUCCUCCUUUGUUUUACAUCCCUACAAUUUCUAAAACCAUUUACAGGCAAAGAAACCACAAAAAAGUGUAAAUAAUAAAAAAUCUGUGAUUCUAGCAAUGUCCAUUCCAGAAGAAUGAUGUAGCGCUGCAGAUUGCACUCAGUUAUUUGCUUGUACUUUGUGAUGAGAGCAAACGGAAUGUGGAGAAAGCUUUUCAUUAAAGAAAUGACCACUCAAAGUUUUCCACUGUAAAGAGAGGAUUAUAUUUGAGUAAGCAGUAGAGGCACACAGUGACUGUAAUAGAGCUUUAUUUAUUUGAUAUACUGAAUUUCUUAUAUAAAGUAAAAAUGGAAAAAAAACAACAAAACAAAUGGUGACAUGAAAACUACAUUCCAUGUUAUUACUAUUAUAGUGGUUAUAAUAAUAAUAGUAUUUGACAUGUUCAAAUACCUGUACUGUCAACAGUAUGUUGAAGGAAAAAUAAAACCGUUUUUGUUAAA